Cheilinus undulatus (humphead wrasse) is the source of this 2442-nucleotide messenger RNA. RefSeq names its product bMERB domain-containing protein 1-like. NCBI's taxonomy places the organism in Eukaryota, Metazoa, Chordata, Actinopteri, Labriformes, Labridae. Bases 81 to 653 code for a protein of 190 amino acids. The transcript is spliced from 6 exons. The record is from RefSeq and is a predicted model, not a curated record.
UCUCCUCGCUGUUUCCACAGACACUGCAGCGUGAAGCGUGGGGAGACGAGGAGCUGAAGAGAGGAGCAGCUGCCGCACCGAUGGAGGGGAAGCAAGGAUCUCCUCAUCAGUACGGAUCCCUGGAGCGCACUGAAUGGAGCAAGGACGACCACAAACCAGAGGACGAUGUGGUGUCCAUGGCCGACUCCACCAUCACUGUGGACGACAUCGAGGGAGAGCUUUUUAAGAUCGAGAGGAUCAGAGAUGUGCUAGUCAGGAGGGAGUCAGAGCUCAGAUACAUGAUGGAUGACAUUCAGCUGUGCAAGGAGAUCACACGUCUGAAAAAGGAGCUGCACAAACUAGUAUCCAUACCAGAUAAGGACAAGUCAAAUGAGGACCGGCAGAAGGAAGAAGAGCUGCUGCAGCAGAUCCACAAGCUGGUGGAAACCAGAGAUUUCCUAGUGGACGAUGUGGAGUUUGAACGGCUCAGGGAGAAGGAAGAAGACAAAGAAAUGGCAGAUUUUCUGAAGUCCAAAUUCCCAAAGCAUAUGAAGAGGAAAGGUUUACCGACGAGACGGGUGCCACCCAGGGCUCAGCAGACAUCCUCCCCCUUCACCAAGACAGGCCUCACCCUGCUGAAAGAGUGCUGCGGAUUCACCUGCUCCAUCAUGUAGACUGAGGUCAAAAUAGAGGGCCACACUGCAACACAAAAACAGCCAUCCCACAGGAGUCCAUAUUUCCAGUUACAGCUUUUCAGCCGGACAAAGACAAAGUGUAGAUGGAGCAGAAGAGAGGCUGAAGUCAAGAUUUUCAGGAGGGUGGCAAAGGAUUUCGCAAAGACCCAAGUCUGUCUUGUGUUGGAUCUGUUUGUAUCUUUCAUAAGAUUUAUUUUUUAGUUACCCUGUGUAUCUCUUAUAACACUGAUUAUCACUGCUCAGCCACCUUCUCUGAGUCUUAAAGGAAAUAACCAAUCAUAAUGUAUAUAUUUCUCCCUUUCAGGCAGACAGGAUGGGCUGUGAAGCACAUGUCAGGCAUGGACAGUGCACACAUUAAUUAGAUUCUCUUACCACAGCUGGCCUGCAAGUUUUUUAUAUUUAAAGAUCUAACUGAGCUAAACUGUCACCUCCUCAUUAAAAAGUAGCUUUGUGCAGGCGUCAGCAGGUCAGUUGAGACUAACAGCUGAAACUUUACAACAUUUAGGGGACAACACUAAUGAAAGUGACAUUAAUAAGGAUGAGUUAGGAUGACAAUGUGUGUGGUUUUAUUCUAAUAAGUAUGACUUUUAAAGGUUGUCGCUUAAAAGGAAACAACUCUCUUCACAGUCUAAUUUCCUUUAACAACAGUUCACCAGCUUCUAAUCAUGUUUCCUUUUAAAUGUUGUACACAAGCACUGACUACAUCUUGAUGUAGAAACUAGAAAAGUGGGCCCAGACUUAUUUGUUGAAAAGGACUGUGUUUGUGACCUACCAAAUGAAUCACUCGUGCUGUGUUUUUCAUCGUUUUCUGCUAGGAGAUCUGAAAGAGGCUUCGUAAAGUGUGUAAAUUUCUCUAAAAAAUUUGACUGCAAAUGUAAGCAGUGACAACUCGACCCAGACUCAACCUGGAGCGACUUGGACUUGUACCCUGAGGACACAAGACUCGACUCAGACUCAAGGUUUGCUGACUCCACUUCAACGCUGGUGUUGGGUAUGGACAAACAUUCAGGAGUUUUGAUUUCUCAGAUGAAAAGGGUUUAUUCAGGGCAGCCGCAAAAGAAAAGCACAGAAAAUCAUUCACAAAGGUCAUGGUGGAAAAAAAAAUGGAAAAUUGACCGUAACAUUGAAAAGAAAAUGACUCUCCUUACAGCCUUCUACUCAGGAGUGACAAAUACAGACAAAACAGAAAUUAUUCCCCUUUACAUGUCAUCUUGCUCCAUUCAGAGAGGAGAUCUGUGACUUGUUGACUUCUCUCUUGGAGUAAAACGAGAGAUAAUAAUUCAUAGUAACAAGAAUUAUUUCGAAAGUGUACCUUUUUUUACAAGUUGUCAUCAAAACAUACAUAAAAUAAGUCAAAAGUAAGCAUUCCUUUUUCUUUUAAUUUGACAAAAGUAUAGCUCCUUUAACAUAAUGGCAACUUUCCCUUUCAACCUAAUAUGGCAUUUAUUCAAGAUGGAUUAUAAUUUAGGAAAAAAGUUUCUUUACUUUGCAAAUCAAUUAGAUAUGGCAGAUACAGUAUUAAGAUAAGCAUACACUUUUUAUGUAGCUGAUAACAUGAACAAUCUGAGACAAGAGCCUGUAUAAUCGUUUACUUUAAAGCUCCCGUGAGGAGGUUCUAGCUGUUAAUUCUGAUAUCUGCAAAUGAUCUAUGUAGUCAAAAUAAUCCAUCAGCAACAAGAUUAGAAAUUUAAUGCCUGCAAAUGCACCUGCAGGGUGAUGAGUAUAAGAUGACAGGAAAAGAUUGAUUUAGAUUUUUCAAGGCUAGGAU